UCCAUAUUAAAAUUUCUUGGAGUUGAACAAUCUAAUCCAAACACCUUUAACGAAAAAGAACAAAAUUUCCCUAACCAUAUUUCCUGCCUUUCGCAUCUAUCGUUGUAUGGGUGAAGCGGUGCUGAUUGUUGCCAUAAUAAAAAGAAACCACUUUUGCCAAUACCAUUUCCAUUAAAAAGCCCUAAGUUUUUACAGAAUAACUGUUCUUCGCUCCAGGUAACUUCAAGAACUGGAAAGCUCUCAAAAUUUUCAGAUUUCAACAGAAAAACUGCUGUUGUCGACGGUUGGAUAUAUGUCCCAAAAUCAAUCAAGGACCGGAAAUCGCGAUUCUCACCAGCACAGGAAGCCCGGGAGACCCGGCAGCUUUAACCAGAAUCGCGAUAGUAAAGGAGGCGGUGGAAGCGGUGGCUUUGCCCCUGCUUCAAGUCCAUCAUCGCCAUUCAACAAGAAGCAUACCAAUGCAGAAGGAGGAUAUCAGGCAAAAAGUGAUCCAAGCGUGACCUCAUCUCGGGCAGUGCAGGAUGUUUCGCGUCAAGAACAGUCAUCAAGUGGACUCUCAGAUGCACAUAUUACUGCUCUGAGUCUUCCUUCUUCAAGUACAUCUCUUAGUAACCCUGAUGCACUAAAGCAGAAAGAGAACCGAGGUGUACCAAGACCUCCAUCUUCCAAUUUCCCUGCUGGUCCAGAUUAUAAUGUCCCUGCUACUCCUGUAAAAGCUCCAGCGGAUGGUUUUGGGCCAGUCCCUCUACAGUUUGGUUCAAUUAGUCCUAGUUUCAUGAAUGAGAUGCAGGUUCCUGCUCGAACAAGCUCAGCACCACCAAACAUGGAUGAGCAGAAUGGUAGCAAGGCUUGCCUUGAUUCUGUGAAAGCCAUGCCUGGAUUGCCAAAUCCAUCCACGUCCACGCUCCCACCAGGAAAGGGCACAGAGAAGUUUGAGCAAUCUAGUAACAUUUCAGGUUCGAGUUCAGUUCACUCCAGGUCCAAGAGGGAUGUGCCUGUUUCCACUCCACCGUCACAAAUGCAAAAACCAUUUUCUCAUCCUAUGACUGGAAAUCAUGUGCAAGUUUCACUCUAUCCGGCUCAUCCUCAGAUUCCUGUUGAAUUUGGGGGCCGUGGUCAAUUUCAACCAAAGACCUCAUCUUUGCCAAUUCAAAUGACGGUUCCUCUAUAUGUAAAUCCGUCUUUACAGCAGCCAAUGUUUGUCGCGGGUCAUCCAUCCCAUCAUCCUAUGUCAUCUCAGGGAAUCUGGCAAAAUGGACAAGGUUUAAGCUUUUCAUCUCCUGGAAUAAAUCCCCACGCGCCCUUCCCCCCACAGUUGGGAAAUAUGGGAAUGACAACUAUUCCUUCUCCGUUCCCUCAACAACAUGCUGUAAUGUAUGGAAGUUUUCGUAAAACUAUAAAGAUAAUCGACCCAAAAACUCAUGAAGAGUUAAGGCUCGAUGGAUCACAUCCUAGCAUCCCAGUUGAAUCACAACCGCUAUCUUCAUUCCCACCAACUUCACAACACUAUUAUCCUAAUUCCUAUAAUAAUAAUAGUUCAGUAUUUUUCCAAGCUCCAAACAGUUCCCGAGUUUCUCAGGCAACAAGGGUUCAUAAUCAGGUCACGAUAAAACCGGGACCCGGCAAACUAGGGGAAAAUGAUCAGGUUUCAGUAAAACCUCCUCCUGACAUACUAAGGGGGAGGGAUCACUUAACUGUAAAGGAUUCUCGCGAACAUUCAAAGCCACUUGUGGUUGAUUCAGUUCACCCACAGAAAGGUUUCCAAACACCUAGAGAGAAUCUCAUGCAUGUACCAAUGGGCACUGCUGAGGAAUCGGUCCUUGAUGACAUCACAGAGCAGCAGAAGAGAGGAGAGAAUAUAGGAUUUCUGACUGUGCAAGAUCAGGCUGCAGAAUCGUCCACUUCUGGUUUAGGUUUGCCUUCUUUUCCCCCACAAACCGAAACCGUAACUAAAAGGGAUUAUGCUGUUGAUGAUAUCAAUUCCAAAGGUAAGGAUUUUCAAAUAGAAAACUCUUCCAAACCUCUUGGUACAAAGAGGGAAGAGGACAACGAAGAUGACAAAGAAGUAAAGUCGUGUACUGUUAGUAUACAAGACAAUAACAAUUCUAAGACAGAUCCAAAGUUCACUUCUUUAGCAUCUUCUGAGUUAAUUAAUCAAAUUGAGAAGGGCCGUCUACAGAGGUGUGCUAGUACCAGCAUUAAUAAUUGCAGUUCAGUAGAAGUUACUCAGGAAAAGGUCAAUGAACCUGCUACAUGUUCCAGUGAGGCUGAUAGUUUAGAUGUGAAUUCCAAAAGAGUCCCAGUUUCGGCAGGUUUAUCUACUCAAGAUCAGCAUACGGGCACUAAAGAAAUAGCUUUUCCCACAAGUGUCAUUGUUGAGGAGAAUUUUUUGGUAGACCACGAUGCGCCAACAAGUGCUGCUGCUAGAAGAGUAAAGGAGAAUAAUGAAUUGUACAAAAAUGCGGAUGGGGUAAACUUUGAUGACAGUUCAAAUCCCCCCUUUACUGCUGAGUUGGAACAAGACAUUGCACUAAUCAAGGAAGAUACUCAGGUUAAAGCUGAGUCUAAUGAUUUGGAGGGUGCUGUUAAUGUUUCUAGUCCAAACCUGGAAACUUCUAAAACUGAAAUCCAGACUAGCCUAGAAUUCACGAGUUGUGCUGAAGAUGGCAAAUUGAAAACCAAAAAGUAUUCAAGAGAUUUUUUACUUAAGUUUGCCAGCCAAUGUACUGAUCUACCUGAAGGUUUUGAGAUCACAACUGAUUCUGCAGAGGCAUUGAUGGCUUCUGAUGUUAAAGGUUCUAAUAAACCGUACCAAAAUCAUGGCAAGAUGAUUGAUAAUAGACGAUCUGUGGGGUCUAGACCAGAUUAUCACGGUAGUGGAGUGGUACGUGAAGAGAAGUGGAGUAAACUACCUGGACCACUUAUGUCUGGACGGGAUACUCAAGGAGGGAAUUUUGGGGGUCAUAUAAGCACUGCCCUUGCACAGUCACCACUUCCUUAUGGUGGGGGUAAUCUUGUAGGGCCCAUUGGUGCUCAUGGAGGUGGUAUGCAAAGAGGCACUGUUGAUGCUGACAGAUGGCAACGAGGAACUGCUUUCCACAAGGGUUCAAUGCAUUUCCCUCAUUCUCCAUCACAUGUGAUGCAUAAAGCUGAAAAGAAGUAUGAAGUUGGUAAGGUUACAGAUGAGGAGCAGGCAAAGCAAAGGCAAUUGAAAGCAAUUCUCAACAAGCUCACCCCCCAGAAUUUUGAAAAGUUGUUCCAGCAAGUCAAAGACGUCAAUAUUGACAAUGUGACAACACUUAGUGGUGUAAUUUCACAAAUUUUCGAUAAAGCUUUGAUGGAACCCACUUUCUGCGAGAUGUAUGCCAACUUCUGUUUCCGUCUUGCUGCCGAGCUUCCUGUUUUGAGCGAAAACGAUGAAAAGGUCACUUUCAAGAGAUUGCUUUUGAACAAGUGCCAGGAAGAAUUUGAGAGAGGUAAGCGAGAGGAAGAAGAAGCUAAUCUAAUUGAUGAAGUGGAAGGUGAGACAAAACUAUCAGAUGAGGAAAGAGAGGAGAAAAGAUUAAAAGCACGAAGAAGAAUGUUAGGCAACAUUAGACUGAUUGGAGAGCUUUACAAGAAGAAAAUGUUGACAGAGAGGAUAAUGCACGAAUGCAUACAAAUUUUGCUAGGUGAGAGUGAGAAUCAGAACCCAGAUGAGGAAAACAUUGAAGCAUUAUGUAAACUAAUGAGCACGAUUGGUGUAGUGAUAGAUCAUGCAAAAGCCAAGGUCUACAUGGAUUCUUAUUUCUCUGGGAUGGCAAAUUUGUCAAACAACAUGAAACUGUCUUCCCGGGUGAGGUUUAUGUUGAAAGAUGCGAUUGAUCUUCGGAAGAAUAAGUGGCAGCAAAGGAGGAAAGUGGAAGGACCAAAAAAGAUUGAAGAAGUGCACAGAGAUGCUGCUCAAGAAAGGCUAAUCCAAGCAAGUAGGACUUCUUUUGGCAGGAGAGGCCAACACAUAGAUUAUUCACCUAGAGGUCCGAGCAUGUUGCCUUCACCAAGCUCACAGAUGGGCGGUAUCAGACAAACAUCUCGCUUGGACGAUAGAAGUACUUCUGAAAAUAGACCAUUAUCACUUCCGUUAACCCAGAGAUCCCUUGGAGAACAUAUUACACUUGGGCCUCAAGGUGGUCUUACAAAGGGACUGUCUUUUAGGGGACAUACGAAUGUUUCAAGAGUACCUUCUGCUAAUAUCCAAAGUUCAGGAAGUUCCAAUAAACUUACAUCUGGUGUUAAUGGCUUUAGUCGUAUGCCUGAAGGAGUAACACAUGGCUCAAUGGAGGAUGGCUCAGAGAGCUGCAUUCUUGAAAAGCUUCCCACUUCUCCUACAGUCCGAGUGGGAGGGACCAGCUCUAUGCAGAAUGUCCUUCAGGACAAAGUGCUGCCAGAAGAACGCUUGCAAGAGCUAUCAAUAUCUGCAAUUAAAGAAUUUUAUAGUGUCAGAGAUGAGAAGGAGAUUGCUCUGUGUGUGAAAGAUCUGAAUGCACCUAGCUUCCACCCAUCAAUGAUAUCUAUAUGGAUCAGUGAUUCAUUUGAGAGGAAGGACACAGAAAGGGGCCUUCUAGAGAAACUUCUUGUCAAUUUAACGAAGUCUCAGGAUGCUAUUCUAAGUCCAGAUCAGCUGAUUCGGGGGUUUGAAUGUGUUCUUUUGAACUUGGAGGAUACAGUAAAUGAUGCUCCAAGAGCAGCAGAGUUUCUUGGCCGUAUCUUCGCCAGAGUGGUUUGGGAAAAUGUGGUACCAUUGGAGGAGAUUGGGAGGUUGUUACGUGAAGGUGCGGAGGAGAAAGGGCAACUCAUUGAGACAGGGCUUGCAGCAGAUGUUCUUGGAAGCACAUUUGAGAUGAUUAAAUCAGAGAAAGGUGAUUCUUUGUUGAAUGAUUUGUGUAGAAGGUCUAAUGUGCUGCCUAACAACUUCCGGCCUCCAGGUUCUAGCAAGAAAUCCAAACUGGACAAAUUUCUAAUUCCAUAGGCCUAUAUAGAUAUUUUAUGUGGUUUGAGUCCUCGUCCUGAUGCACUGUUAGCAUGCUGAUCUAUACUUUAGGUGCGUAGGUAUUUUUUGCUUUGUUUUUUCUUAAUGUAAAAAGUCGUUUGCUGCACCAUUAUAAACCCACAUAGAUGACAGCAGUUUUUAUAUUCAUUGUUUGCUGUGACAAUGCUUAUAUGUUCAUUAUUAACGCCGCGUCCACGAGAUAUGGAAGAUCUGACUUAUGGUUAAA
Messenger RNA from Cuscuta europaea, 5255 nucleotides. The record is from the annotation of a GenBank genome assembly. Lineage: Eukaryota; Viridiplantae; Streptophyta; Magnoliopsida; Solanales; Convolvulaceae.